This is a messenger RNA of Vespula pensylvanica (western yellowjacket), 1098 nucleotides long. It is a transcript of the gene Eaf6, whose product is annotated as chromatin modification-related protein MEAF6. The transcript is spliced from 4 exons. The coding region runs from base 122 to 769 and encodes 215 amino acids. Gene Ontology annotation, cellular component: NuA4 histone acetyltransferase complex. The record is from RefSeq and is a predicted model, not a curated record. NCBI's taxonomy places the organism in Eukaryota, Metazoa, Arthropoda, Insecta, Hymenoptera, Vespidae.
GAAUGAGUGUAUUAGGUUCGUGAGUACAGAAGGUGUAGCAUUGUGGGAAGUUUUUCCUUGGUUAAAUCUCGGAUAAUAUUAAUCUCGAUAAAAUUAAUUUGAGUAUUUAAAAGUGAAAACAAUGUCGACAAAAUCCUCAGUAGAUUUAAGAGCCGAAUUAGCGGAACUUGUAAAGCGUAAAGCUGAAAUUGCCGAUACAUUAGCAAAUUUAGAACGUCAGAUAUAUGCAUUUGAGGGAAGUUACUUGGAAGACACACAAUUAUAUGGGAAUAUAAUACGAGGAUGGGACAGGUAUUUAGCAAGCAAUAAAAAUACCAAUAGUAAAGCAGAUAAACGUAAUAGAAAAUUCAAGGAAGCUGAAAGAUUAUUUUCUAAAUCGUCUAUUACAUCUAUGGCAGCUGUAAAUGGUCUUGUGGAAAACACGCAAGAAAAAAUUGAACGAUACAGUGAAUCGGAGUCUCAAAUUGGGAACAGUGGCAGCGAGGAUAAUUGCAACUUCAGCAAUUCAAAUACAAUCUCUAGUAAUAACAAGGAAACCAGUGGCAAAAAUCACACUUCUGUACAAGCUGGAUAUACUCAAAAUAAUGGCACUGUUAGCAACCCUGAUUCUGGUUCCACCCCUUUCUCAAACGGACCUAUGUCCAAUGGCAAUUUAGAACAUGUUCCUACGCCCAUCAAGGAUUGCCAUAAUAACAGCAAAGACUCGAAUAAAACCAAAUCUACAAACAGUGCUAAAAAAAAUAGUAACAAAAGAUCGAGAAACAGAUAGAGUUACUAACACGAAUUACAUGGAUUAUUGGUGUUCACAGGGGAUUAUUCUUUAUGAACGAAUUUCUUUCGUUCGUAUGCAAAGUAACUCUAACAGAACUACAUUUUGAUAUUAACGUGAGCAUCAAUGUGUAUUAAAAUAUCAACCUUAGAAAAAAACACAAGUUGUUGUUUGUAAAAGAAAAUAGUUUUCCAUGGAAGUAUGAACGUUCGAAAGCAACGUGCUUCGAUUAAAGUGUUUGAACAUUUAUAUAUUUGAUGUGAGAAAGGAACUAAUUUUAGCGUACGACUUGCGUUUAAUAUAAAAAUAAAAGGAAAAAAAAAAAAAAA